AUUAGGAGUUUGAUGUGCAUCUUUAUUGUUUACAACAGCGUGCUGGUGAACAUCUCAGAGAGUGUUACUGCACUUGUGACAGAACUAGGUGCUGAUCAAAGGUUGGAUACGUGAUUACUACAAACAGAGAAGGAAAUAUUUCAGCAUGUAGCUAUGUUGCUCAGAGAUGGCCUCUCCGCAGGUAACAAAGCCUAUAUUCUCUCUGAACUUUCAGCAUCCAUAUGUUUAUGGUGUGUUGAUUUUUGAAGCGAUGGCCACAUUUGUCGGUCAAGUAUCGGUUUUGUCCCUAAUUGCAAUAUUCGGGCCUGCAACCACAGCCAUGAUAACCACAGCGAGGAAAGCAGUAACGCUUCUACUAUCAUAUUUGAUAUUUACCAAGCCUUUGACGGGGCAGCAUGGAACGGGACUCUUGCUUAUUGCCAUGGGAAUUACUCUCAAGCUUCUACCAGAAAAUGAUUCAAGUUCUCGGAAGGCAAAAAUUCAGCAGCAGCAGAAACAACACAACUGUGUAUCUGCUGCAAUUAGAAUAGAACAAUUACCUCGUGUGUCCCAUUAGAUGUGCACAAUUAGAAUAGAUAUAUGUGAAUGAAAACAUGCAUGCAGCAUAUAGCGAUAUAUUUAGAACGUACGUAGCACACCCACCAAAUAAAUGUGUCCAAUAGUUUGUAAAUAUUUAGAACACAUCCAGAAACAUUAUGUGACGAAGAGCAUGUGGAACCAGCACAUAAUUCUAGGGACAAAAAUCAAGAACUUUGGGCGUAGUAAACAUAUUUUCAUCUAGAA
Molecule: messenger RNA, 783 nt
Organism: Asparagus officinalis (garden asparagus)
Lineage: Eukaryota; Viridiplantae; Streptophyta; Magnoliopsida; Asparagales; Asparagaceae
Product: UDP-galactose/UDP-glucose transporter 4-like
Exons: 3
Coding region: 167-556 (129 amino acids)
Biological process (GO): transmembrane transport
Cellular component (GO): endoplasmic reticulum membrane; Golgi membrane
Molecular function (GO): transmembrane transporter activity
Source: RefSeq, a predicted model, not a curated record